Messenger RNA from Pochonia chlamydosporia 170, 1101 nucleotides. RefSeq names its product ankyrin repeat protein. Bases 1 to 1101 code for a protein of 366 amino acids. The record is from RefSeq and is a predicted model, not a curated record. The transcript is spliced from 3 exons. NCBI's taxonomy places the organism in Eukaryota, Fungi, Ascomycota, Sordariomycetes, Hypocreales, Clavicipitaceae.
AUGGCGCACAUCGUGCCCAACAUGCUGCUCGCCCGGCUGCGGCAGAUGCCUCUUCUACCACAAGAUCGCGAGCAGCCCGAACCUCAGCCCUCCGACAAGACAGACACCAACGAUGGACUCUACCACCCAACCCCGAUUGACAUUGUCGUCGUGCGCACCAUGCUCACCCGCUCCGUCAAGUUACCGCCCGAUUUGGUCGACGCUAUUUUCGACUAUGCCGAGUACUGGGCUCAUUCUACCAACGUAAUCGACUACCAGGCAGAGCAACAGGAACCUCUACGGAUUAACGGGUCUUCCAUGUCCGAGGAUAAGUUUUUGCUGCGCUCAUACCCCAUCGGCUUGACUGGCAUUGAAGGUCAAGACACCUUGUCCAAAGAGUUGGCCUACGAUACGCGAGAAGCGAUGCCUCGACCCGCAGGGACCGACCAUGAUCAAAAUUACUUUGCCAGAGUGGCUAAAUACCCGACUCCUCGACUGAUACAUCCUGUGCGCAAGGUGGUAUUUAAAAUUAAGAGCCAUGACCAAGGCUGGGGUGGCGAUGCGGAGGCGAAGGGAACAUACAGAGCUUCGUGGACGUGGUUUGAAGCUGGACUGGAAAGAUUCGACGCCGCGCAUAAGUGCGACCCACAAUGCACGCGCGAUGCACGACAAGAAACACCCGGGUCAGAUUCGCCGAGUCUCCCCGUAUGCGCCCUCCGACCAAUCUAUCCAAACAUUGAACAGGUCCAAAAUGACCGCGAAGGUGACGGUGACAACAGCAACAAUGAUUCCGAGAACAAAGAGGCCGAAGAACCAGAGGUCAAAUAUAGAUAUGUUCACCCGCUAGAAGGCCAGGCUGAAUGGGAAAUUCACAGAAACAAGUCGGCAACAAGCGACUGGCAGGAACAUCAUGUUACAUGGUCGUACUUGGACGAUACUAAGGCAGAUUCUGAUGCUGGCAAGGCCCUCGAUGAUGCUGGGCGCGGACGAGCCACGGGCGAUGGGUCGUUUGUUCGCAGCCUACUAUUGGGCGACGUCAUUACCGUCUGGGGCAAGGCCCGAUUUGGAGGGUGGGUGAAUAAUGUGGACAAUGUGAAGAUUGAAGUAUUUUGGGCGGUUUAA